AAAUCCGAGACGGGAGAGGGAAACCGUAAGGAAGACUGGACUGGUAGAGUAGUUAUUAAAAAGAGAGAAAGAAAGAGAGAGAGAGAGAGAGAGAGAGAGAGAGAGAGAGAGAGAGAAAAAGAAAGAAAGAAAAGAAAGGAGCAGAAGAGAAUACAGGGGAAGAAGAGAACUGUUUUUAGGUGGGAGUUGGACCCCAUCUUCUCUUGCAUUCCACGGUUGCAUUAGUUUGUCUCUGUCUUUCUGUCUGUUUCUCUCUCUCUCUCUCUCUCACUAUCUUUUGUUCUUAUUUGGUAGUCAAAGAGGUGGGAGAUCAAGGAGAGUUGCAGACUGAGGAGAGGAUAUCUCAGUGCUAAUUUUGUUUCAAGGAUCGAUUGUUUUUGUUUUGAUCUUAGUUUAUUCAGUGGUUGAGUGAGACAGAUGGGAAGCUGCAUUUCGAGACAGGGAGGGUAUAUGGGUAGGCGAUCCAGUUCUUCGAAGAGGUCUCGUAAGCGGAGAAGAAUAAUCAAGGGAGUUUCUUCUCGGAAGUCAAGGGAAUUGGUCGACAAGGUGACCAACCAACCCGAUCGUUCUUACAGUAAUCCGGCUUUCCGAGUGGUGUCAGCUGGCAGUACUGAGGAGACAUGGUUUGAUUCUUUCAUGAUACUUGAGUCUGACUGUGAUGAGGAUUUCCAUAGUGUUCAGGAUGAUGCUUUGUCUCUAAAUGGCUCUGAGUGUGCAUCAGCAUCAAGUAUUUCAUCAUUAAGAGAUGCUAAUCAUGAAGACUGUAAUGGGAAUUUUCCUUGUAUUCCUCCACGAAAUUCUCUUAGUGAGGCCACUAAAAAUGAAAAUUCUCGAACAUUGCAUUCAAAUAGUGCUGAUUCUCAAUUGAAAUCUGAUGGCCCCAUAAAUGAAGGAAAGCGUCCUGUGUCUAUUGAUGAAGUUUCUAGCAUCUCUGUGGAUGAAAUCACUGGGAGGGGGGAAGGAGGAAUAUUAGACCAUUGUGGAAUUCUUCCAAAUACAUGCUUGCCUUGUCUUGCUUCUACUGUCUCAGAUGAAAAGAGAAGAUCUCUAAGUCCUGGACCACCAAGUACAAGGAGAAAGGCUUCUUUGAAACUUUCCUUCAAAUGGAGGGAAGGACAUGGAAAUCCUACAUUAUUAUCUUCAAAGAUGCUUCUGCAAAGACCAAGAGCUGGUUCCCAAGUUCCAUUUUGCCCAAUAGAUAAGAAAAUGUCUGAUUGCUGGUCAAAUGUUGACCCUAGUACUUUCAAAGUGCGGGGAGAGAACUAUUUUAGGGAUAAGAAGAAAGAGUUUGCUCCAAAUCAUGCUGCAUAUUAUCCAUUUGGGGUUGAUGUCUUCUUAUCUCCACGAAAAAUUGAUCACAUUGCUCGGUUUGUGGACCUACCUUCUACAACUGCAUCUGGAAAAUUGCCUCCUAUUCUUGUUGUAAAUAUUCAGGUUCCGUUGUAUCCUGCCACUCUCUUUCAAAAUGAAACUGAUGGAGAAGGGAUGAGCUUUGUUUUGUACUUUAGGCUUUCAGAGAAUUAUUCUAGAGAACUUACACCUCAUUUUCAAGAAAAUAUCAGAAGGUUAAUCGAUGAUGAAGUGGAAAAGAUAAAAGGUUUUCCUGUGGAUACAAUUGUACCUUUCAGGGAAAGGUUAAAGAUCUUGGGUCGCAUGGUAAAUGUAGAGGAUCUGCAUCUAGGUGCAACUGAGAGAAAGCUUAUGCAUGCUUACAACGAAAAACCUGUUCUUUCUCGUCCUCAACAUGAAUUUUACUCGGGAGAAAAUUAUUUUGAGAUUGAUUUGGAUAUGCACAGAUUCAGUUACAUCUCUAGGAAAGGCUUUGAACAAUUCCAAGACAGACUGAAGCUCUGCAUCUUGGAUUUUGGCCUAACAAUUCAAGGAAACAAAGCAGAAGACUUGCCAGAGCAGAUCUUAUGUUGUGUACGGUUGAACGAGAUUAACUACACAAGUUACAACCAACUGGGGUUGGGUCAAGAGCCCCGUUGAGCAGAAUAACUACUAAAAGCUUCUUUAAUACAGACCGUUCAAGCUGGUUUUUACAGCCUCUUAAGUAUACCAAUUGCAGUUUUAUGAUAUGCUGAAUCUUCUUCAAUUUCAACUUACACUUGGGUGGUUGCCGAGCUGUCACUAAACUGGCAGUUCAGUUUUCACUGCUGGGAAUUUUGGAAGGAGAAUGGAUUAUGGUAACUAUUGGGGCCGAUGGGAUUGCGACCUUUGUUUAUCCAUAGAGAAGCUUAUGAUGCAUGAAUUCCAUGUACAGGUUCCAGAAGGGUGAUCUUUACUUGUCAUUUUCUAUUUUAUACACCAUGAUAAAAAAAAAAUGCGGCGAUUAAUGUGAUGAGUUGCCCUUUUAACUUCUUUUCUAUGUUUUCAUACCAGUCUGAAUUCACUGGAUGAGGCCCCAUUUUAGUGGAUAAAUCCAGUUAUUAAGGAAUGAAUUUACAAUAUAGUUCUCAUA
Nelumbo nucifera (sacred lotus) is the source of this 2461-nucleotide messenger RNA. RefSeq lists its product as uncharacterized. NCBI's taxonomy places the organism in Eukaryota, Viridiplantae, Streptophyta, Magnoliopsida, Proteales, Nelumbonaceae. The record is from RefSeq and is a predicted model, not a curated record.